UAACUUUUAGAUUAACAUAAUACCCUCUUCUUGCUACCAGUGGCCCUUUACAUUUGUCUUUACUCUAUGUUUUUGCACAACUUGUUAUCAAAACGCAAUGCCUACAAUUAGUUGAGUAAGUCCAGACAGCAUCUGUAGACACAGACAACAGACAACAUCCUGGUUACUGUAAACGCUGGUUUUUUAUUCCCAACCCUCACCUCAGUCUCUGAAUUGUGUGCUGGGUAAAUCUAUCAAGGGAUUUUCUGGGAAAAGCCUAGUUAGUUUAGCAGACGGAUCCAAGGGUGGGAUUGAUAUGGACGGGAAAACUUGCUUGCUCAUUCUAUAUCAGCAGGAAUACAUGAGUCAGCUCUCGCUCUGUUACACCCAGAGUUGUUGCAACACACACUCUCACUCCCUCUAUCUCUCCCUCCCUCUCACAUACUCACACACAGGCCAUAUGACUGAGUCAAGCUCAGUUUUCGGUUUGUUGCAGAGUUGCGAUAAGGCUUUCUGGGAAUCAUAGCAUGGUUGGACGGCAUUCCAUUUAGAAUGUGUGCUCAGCAGCUGGGACUUUCUUAAAUACUCUAAGACACUUGGAUAUAUAACGUCAGCCUUAUAAGAUGUCCCUGAUGGCCGUGCCGGCCCCCCGGUCGUCUGUGUUUACAUUUGAAUCUACAGUACAUUCCUCCCAUGUGCUGCGCUGCCUGGACGAGCAGCGUCGCCGGGACACGUUGUGUGAUGUUACUGUGGUGGUGGAAGAUCAGAGUUACAGAGCCCACCGCUCAGUGCUCGCUUCCUGUAGCGAGUACUUUACGCACAGGAUCUCCUCCCUCACCCAGCAUGGAGCGGUCAUCACUCUGCCACCAGAGGUGACAGUUGCUGGUUUUGAGCCCUUGCUGAAGUUUGCCUACACAUCUAAACUUCUCUUCGGGAAAGAUUGUGUCUUAGAAAUACGUAACUCAGCUUCCAUUCUUGGUUUCAGAGACCUAGACGAGGCAUGCUUUGAUUUUCUCCUCCCUAAGUUCUUUUCCAGCAGCAAUGGCUCUGCUCCUUUUCCAAGAAAGACCUGUUGUAAGAAGAAAUGCAAGAGGCGAUUAUCAAAGGAAGACAGUGACAUUGACUCUAACAAUGUGUUGUUGGGUAAGAAAGAAGUAAAACCAGUUGCUGACUCACCAUAUCAGCAGGAACCGGCUUGGUGUCACAAAUCAGUGAACAGCAAGAUGGGAAGUCAGAACAGCACAGGUACUUUUACACCUGCAGUUGAAGAGACGUACAACCAAUUUAUGCAGUGUCCUAAGUAUCGCAAGUUCCAACUGGCUUGUGGAAAGGAAACAUGUGUCACAGAGAAAAGUCUCAACAAUCCAGUAACAGUAAUCAGGGAUGACAGUAACCUCUCCUGCUUACCCUGCUCCAGCAGUGUGAACAACAAGAAUGAAACUGACAUAACACUCUGCGGAAAUUCAUUCUCAAAUUUCACCAAGCAGAACAAAGGAGGGGCUGAUGAGCCAUGGGAAACUGAAAUACAUGUCAAGAAAACAGAGAAUGGUAUGUACAGAGGGGAGGUUGAUAUCACUGAGAAAGACACAAAUGAAAGGCAGAGAAAAUUGAAAAAGAAGGAAAGAGAGAUGGUUCUGGAGGAAGACAUUAGCUCUUCAGACAGAUCCAAUGUCAAGGCAGUCUCCUCACAGCCAGGCACUGCGCUGAGUGAGAGGUCAUCAGAGUUAAUAUUGCAUGAAUGCCCCCUAAAGAUCUUUGGUGAGGGCCCUGCACUGUCAUCGGGGCACACGAGGGUUAUCAUAGACAUUACAGAAGGCAAGAAAACAAGGGACUGCUGUUUAGUAUCACCAAUAUCUAUUCAUCGAACAACAACCGAACAGGUAGAAGCUGAGCGGAAACGUGCAGAUGAUGAGAUUGUACAGACAGGCAGCAUGGAGAGAGAAGCCCUGUUGGUAAAUGAUGCCGGAGAAAGGAGCACUGUGGAAAGGGAGAUGGCCGAGCAUCUGGCUACGAGGUUGGGGUCUGAUAUGGGCUUUUCUCAGCUGAACGUCCAGGACCCUGAUGCAGGAAGUUCCUCUGAUGCAGGGAGUGGACGUGCACAGAGCACAUCUUUAGAGUGGCUACAGUUCCACAACCUUAGCUCCAGUAGCACCGGCUGUCCCUUUUUCCAGGAUCUGGAUCAGAGCAAAUGUUUAUGGAAAGGAGCAGAGCUAUCAGAGUGCGAGGGGGCAUCUCAGUCCGGUGUGUCAUCCAUCACCUCAGGGGAGGAUGGAGACUCAGAGACAGAAACAGAAGGAGACAGUGAGACCUGCACAAGAGAAAGGGCCAAACAGGUGCAGUUGCCAUUCUCUGUAGAUUGGAUUGUGGAUCUGAGCAGAAAUGACUUCCAGCAGCUGCUAAAGCAACAGGUCUUUACUCAUGAACAGUUGGAGUUGGUCCACGAUAUGAGACGUCGCAGCAAAAACCGCCUUGCAGCUCAGCGUUGCCGGAAGAGGAAACUAGACUGCAUAUAUAAUCUGCAGUGUGAAAUCAACAAGCUGAAGACGGAGAGGGAGAAACUGAUGACAGAGAAGAACCAUCUGAGCCAGCUGAAGUUGAAAACAUGUCACAGUGUCUCUACAUUGUACCAGAGGGUCUGCAACGAAGCCAACCUGCAGCCAGAACAGCUCCAGGUGUUAGCCAAAUACACCUCUGCAGACUGCCCUCUGUCCUCCUUUUUUCCUCACAUAGACACACUCCUUUUACAGCCUGGGUUGACACUCCAGUCGCAGGCUUUACUCUCGGCCUGUUUUGCGGGCCUUGAUAAGUAUGUGGCGUCUGAGGAGGCUUCGUCCAGCUCCAGAAAGGAUUCAGUCACAGGAGAUGGUGAACAUUCGCUUUAAAUACCCAUUCAGCACACAUACAGUACAUACAGCACAUGAUCUCAAACUAGUUAAUAAUUGGUUCCCACACUGUAUCAUACAGUAUCUGAAAACAUUACCCCAGACUAUGGACUGUUUACAGGCUGCAUAAUAAAGCAGUGUCAUCUUUGUGAUCCAUAUAUAAUGUAAUGUAAGCAGCACAAACUUUAAUUAACUACCCUCUUGGGUAACACUUUACAAUAAGUCUGAAAAAGGGUAACUAAUCAUUUGUUACUCUUUCAAAAACAGUAACUAAUCAUUAACUACCCUUUUUUGUGUACCUUAUUGUAAAGUGUUACCUUAAGAGGUCAGGUAUGCAUUCCAGGUGUCUAAAACCAUUCAUUUAACUUUUACACCAAGUAUAAGUCUCUGAUGACCUUCUGUAACGAAUGUGUCACGCUUUGCAAAUUAAUUAUUAGACUUUGCUUUCUGGUUAAAGCUGAAAGGUUUCUGUUUAUAAAUCAACGCAGACAGCCAAGGUGCAUGAGAAUGUUAAAACGUUAGCACAGAGAUAAUCAAAACUUAAAUCAUAUAUUAAAGGGACCAAUUGUCUCUAUAUUUAAAAUGUGCUUCGCUGGUUGAUAACCUCAGGACAACACACUUAAUCCUCAUGUACUUAAAUAGUUUAAAAAAUAAUUUUGAUACAGGUUCUCAGGUGGAAAUAGGACAAUUCAACGUAAGAUACCUCUUGCACACAGUGUUGGUUUUGCCCUCUUCAUGCAGAGUGCAAUGCAAAUCUGCAUUUUUACGCCAAAACCAGACAAUUCAGUAAAUAGACUUGAUGUUUACCUUCUGGUUCUAUGUCUAGCUAUCAUAUUUCAGGUUGUCAUUGUGGUAGUCUGACCACAGUGACAUGACUCUACCAGGUUGCACACAGCUCUCAGAGCUUUGCCGUGACUCACCAAACAGACCUCACAAAUUUGCCAGCAAGUUAAACGUGCUGGCUAAAAGAAAAUGCACCUUGGAAGAGCUUUUCAUGCAUGAACAAAGCACACUGUGUAAUGAAAAUCCUUCCCAUUAUUUGUCCCGCAUUAUGUUUCUGUCCUGUACUAUGGCAGGAAUAAACUCUUAUCUAAUAUAUGUUGUGGAAAUAUGGUGUUACCCUUCACGAAAUGAUCUAAAUUACUGUAAAUGGUCAAGUAAACAAAGUAGAAUGAACUUGUUGAUGCGUGCAGGUCAAGCAUAAUUAUGUGUAUAUUUUUUGUUCCCUAUCAAUCAUACAAUUGUUUUUAUUUUGUUUUGUGCAUCCCAUUCAUUACUCCAUUUUCUGUAGCUUUUCUGUUGACUUUCACCUAUGAUCUUUCACCUAUUUUUUCUGCUUAUAGAUCUUUGACACUCAUGAUUAAGUUUCACUGUAUUACAUGUGCAUACAGUAUGUCUGUGGAUCCCUUUUCACUCAUGACAAUCAUUACAGUGCAGCUGGUCUUAACUAUUUGUGUGAAAUAUUAAAUAAUACAGUAAAUACAAAACAAAUCAGGUAUAUAUAGAUUUCAUGAGGAAAUGUUGAUUAACGACAUUGUAUUUUUGAGGACAGUGGUGUUUAAGGGUGUUAUAAAAUGUAUUUUUUUCCCACCAAGCUGACUCCAAACACUGGUGCUCAUUGCCCUCUAGUGGCAGUGCCUGUAUAGUCAAUGCACUGAGAGCUGUAUACUGUAGAAUUGUACUACAGUAGCCUUUAUGCUACACAAGUUGCUACUACUAUUACUACUGUGUUCCUUUGUUUUUAAUCCACAAAAUGACAGUUUUCCAUGACAAUGUCUGAAUGGAUUCCUGCAUUUUUAAGUAAAAGUGAAACUGAACCAAUCAAUAUUGAACAGUAAAAUAUG
Molecule: messenger RNA, 4705 nt
Organism: Etheostoma cragini (Arkansas darter)
Lineage: Eukaryota; Metazoa; Chordata; Actinopteri; Perciformes; Percidae
Gene: bach1b
Product: BTB and CNC homology 1, basic leucine zipper transcription factor 1 b
Exons: 5
Coding region: 603-2861 (752 amino acids)
Biological process (GO): regulation of transcription by RNA polymerase II
Molecular function (GO): DNA-binding transcription factor activity, RNA polymerase II-specific; RNA polymerase II cis-regulatory region sequence-specific DNA binding; protein binding
Source: RefSeq, a predicted model, not a curated record